GCCGCCGCCGCUGUUGGCUUGCCGCCGCCGCCUCCUCCACCACCUCCUCGCUCGGUCCUCUGAUCCCACCCAGCCUGCCAGCCAUGGAUUCGGACUCCUGCUCUUCCCCGCCGCCCCCCGAGGAUUUUUCUCCCGGAUCCAAACGAUGCCGCACGGUGGAGGAUUUCAACAAGUUUUGCACAUUCGUCUUGGCCUACGCAGGGUACAUCCCCUACCCGCAAGAGGACCCUUCUGUGCGGAGCGCGCCUAGCCCCCCAAACAGCACCGGGGGCACCAUCGACAGCGACAGUGGGGAUGUGGGUGAAGCGAGGCUCCCCUCUGCCCUCUCCUUGUCAGGGAAAGCACAGAAGAGCUUCAGCCAGCUGACACAUCAGAGAGCUUACACCUCCCUCUACCAGUGGGCAAAGCCACAGGGCUUCCUGCUGGGCAGGAAGAAAAUGGGGCUCAGGAGGAAGAGGAAGCUGAAGCGGAGGGAGGUGCUGGUGCCUCCACCACCAGAAGAGGAAGACAGCCGGGAGCUGCUGGGAGGGGAGGAGUCCUAUGCGCAGGCACCCACAAGCCCCUCUUUGGAAGGCGAUACCCAAUCCUCCACAGGGCGCUGCUCGGCAUGGGACUCAGACUCGCUCUCCAGUUCCUCGUGCCCACCAGCGGUCCCACCAGAGGCUCCGCGCCUGGUUCAGACGGUGGGCAAGCGCACCAUCAUCCGGCAGGGCAAGCAGGUGGUGUUCCGCGACGAGGACGGCAGUGCAGAUGAUGAGGACAUCAUGGUGGAUUCAGAUGACGAUUCCUGGGACCUUGUGACUUGUUUCUGCAUGAAACCCUUUGCCGGGCGCCCCAUGAUCGAGUGCAACGAAUGCCAUACCUGGAUCCACCUCUCCUGCGCAAAGAUCCGCAAGUCCAACGUCCCAGAGAUCUAUGUCUGCCAGAAGUGUCGGGACUCCAAGUUCAACAUCCGCCGCUCCAGCCGCUCCCGGAUGGGGUCGCGCCGACACUUCCUGGAUUAGCGGGGUGGGAUUUUCCUCGCAACACGUUUGACACAAGCAGACUUGUGAUGUGAAACAUGAGGCUCUGAUUGGUGGGGGGACAAACCCAGCCACAAGCAGGGAACAUCCUCUCUGUGGUGAAGCGAAGCGUCUCGAAGCACCCUCAAGGGCCUAAAUCGCCACUGGAGAAGGACCUGAUUCCGUGCCCCAGAUCGAGCCGGGGGGAAAAGGCAUCAUUAGGAUGAUAAGAGGAAGUAGGGGGGGUGCUCCCUGGUGUGCACAUCACUUUCCUUUCUUUCUGUUGUCCCAGGUAUGAAAGUAUGGCAGGAUGAACUGCCUGAUGGAUGCUGAGCGACUCCACUAUCGGGGAAGGGGAUGCAGCAGUUUGGAGAGCUGGAGGUGCCAGCAGCUGUUGCAUCUCCACUGUGCUGCUGCAGCAGGUCCAAGAUCUGUCUUAAGGGUUGUGUGAAAAAGGGUCGCCUUCCCCAUCCGGUGGAGAGCCAAUCCGAGGUUGCCUCAAAGUGAGACAGCCCAUGGCUGCUUCUUUCAAAACCACCUUCACUGGAGGAAGCCAUCUGCUCGUGCAGGCAGGGAGACGGAAGGACAGCCAUUUCUCUCCCUUUGGAGAAUGGGCUCAAUUCCUAUUCCGAUGGGCUCUUCCUUCUCUCAGGUCCAGGAUGGGCUUUCCUUUAAGUCGGCUGGCUGUGUUUGUAAAGUGGGAAGCAUGUAAAAAUGCUGCUUCUGAGCUGACGGGGGUGGUAAGCCUUGGUACCUGGGGAUGCUUCUAUGCAUCUAGUACAGAAGAGUCUUGUGAGCUGGGAAAUGGGCACAGAGACCUCAGGUUUAACAAGCCCAGUGGAUUCCUGGCACCAGAGAGCUGAUGUCUCCUUUGCAGUGACCAAACUGGCUUCAAGCACAGAUGUGAAUCCUCAAGUGGAUUCUCCCUUUGCAUUGCUCCAAGCUGUCGACAGCAAGGAAAUGUAGUUUUUGUGGGGAAGGAAGAGCAGCAGGCUCAGCGGAGUGAGGACCGUACCAAGAUAGACAGUCGUCUUACCCGACUCUCAGCAUGGACACGUAUUCCUUUGGGCACUUAAUGUGUGAUGGCCCAAGUUCUCGUAUGGUGGACUUGUGUUGCAAACUUUGUCCAUUUAUCAGAAGCAAGUAUGAAGAACUUGAUUCCUCCACACAGCAGGGUCUGCUUUCCCUCAGGCUCCCCCAUUUGCCAAAGACAGUUAUUCUACAGAAUGCCCCAGGCUGAUACUGUGAUCACUUGGCAGCCUCAGCUACCAUAUUGGUUGUUGUUGGUUUUUUGUUUUUUGUUUUAAGUGUCUGCAGAGCAAGACAAAUCUGUGUAGGACAUCUUGUGGUGGAGGAAACAGCCGAGGAAGAAGUUUCCUGUUGAGCAAGUUUUCACUUGUAUUUUGGCAUUGAGCUCUAGGACCCAGUUUCAACCAUUCUGCAAUCAGGUGGUGUCUGGCAAGCCCAGUUAAUUGAAUUUUUCGGCAGAAGAAUAAACAUCUUGCAUGUCUGCGAGUUCAUCUUUGUGCAAUCUCAGUUUGAGAGCUUUAUUUUUUUAAUUAAA
Molecule: messenger RNA, 2565 nt
Organism: Zootoca vivipara (common lizard)
Lineage: Eukaryota; Metazoa; Chordata; Lepidosauria; Squamata; Lacertidae
Gene: PHF13
Product: PHD finger protein 13
Biological process (GO): mitotic chromosome condensation
Cellular component (GO): nucleus
Molecular function (GO): chromatin binding
Source: RefSeq, a predicted model, not a curated record